This is a messenger RNA of Anopheles coustani, 2514 nucleotides long. RefSeq names its product transducin beta-like protein 3. Lineage: Eukaryota; Metazoa; Arthropoda; Insecta; Diptera; Culicidae. The coding region runs from base 47 to 2446 and encodes 799 amino acids. Gene Ontology annotation, biological process: endonucleolytic cleavage to generate mature 5'-end of SSU-rRNA from (SSU-rRNA, 5.8S rRNA, LSU-rRNA); endonucleolytic cleavage in 5'-ETS of tricistronic rRNA transcript (SSU-rRNA, 5.8S rRNA, LSU-rRNA). Gene Ontology annotation, molecular function: protein binding; U3 snoRNA binding. The transcript has 2 exons. The record is from RefSeq and is a predicted model, not a curated record. Gene Ontology annotation, cellular component: small-subunit processome; nucleolus; 90S preribosome.
UUCACGAGUGCGCCCCGAUUUUUUAAAUUGCUUAAAAUUGUUGAAGAUGAAUUCGAAAGUAAAGCUAAAGGAAGUGUAUGAAGUACAAUCAGAGUACAAAGCUUUUUACACCGGCGGCACGGUUUGCUGGACGAACGAUGGUCAGCAGUUUCUUUGCCAGAACAACGGCGCAAUCUGGAUAGUGUCGGUUGAAAAUCAAAACGAACCGAUCACACUCGGUGAGCAACAGACGGAGGAUGAAAUCCAGGAAGAUAUCAUCUUUACAUUUGCCAUCAACGGCGCCGGUACUAGCAUCGUGUCGGGGCAUCGAUCAGGCCUGUACAAGCUAUGGGAUCAACAGACGCGUACGGUGCAGAAAAUGUGGAAAUCUUCCCACCAAGGGCCAAUCACAAAGCUAGUAUUCAGCCCAGACGAUGAACUCAUCGUUAGCGGCGGCUCCGAUUCCACCAUCCGUAUCUGGGACCCGUCCAAGCAGGUUUGCCUAGGUACACUGCGUGGUUGUGCCGGUGUGAUUAAUUUAAUAGUUUUCCAUCCGGAUAUGGCAAGCAAAAUAAUAAUCGCUGCCGGGGAUGAUGACAAAAUUCUUGCUUUUGACUACUUGGAGCGGAGAGUCAUCAAAACGUUCGCGGGACAUUUUUCGCGUGUGACCGGUGUUUCGUUUACGGAGGAUCGCCAGUAUAUGGUCUCGUCAGGUAGGGACAAAAUUCUGAUCCUUUGGAACUUCGACACGCUGGAGGCGGUUAAAACGAUUCCCGUCUACGAAGCACUGGAAUCAGUAGUCGUUCUACCGGGUGGUAUAAAGAUCGGAGGUGUUAAGCUGGAAGAAAACUAUGUGUACGCCGCUUGUGCUGGUGAAGAGGGUGUCAUUAAAGUGUGGGAAAUGACCGAGGCCAAAAUCGUGUACAAGCAAACCAACGCCCUCGUGGAGAGAGCGGCCGAUGAGGGUGGCCUGGCGAUAUCGCAACUAUUCUACAACCAAUCAAUCGGCCAGAUGGCGAUCGUAUCGGCCGAUCAUAAUAUCCUGGUGCACGAUUGUGCGACGUUCGAGUGUGUCCACCAGCUGGCCGGAUUUAGCGAUGAAAUUCUGGACAUCGUGCUCCUUGGUAAACGGGAUCGUUACCUAGCGAUGGCGACCAACAGUAACAAUUUUAAAAUCUACGACACCACCACAAUGAACUGCCAGCUGGUGCAGGGUCACACGGAUAUCGUACUCUCCCUUUCGGCUAACGAUCAAUAUCUACUUUCUUCUUCGAAAGAUCACUCGAUCCGUCUGUGGCGGUUCGAUGAGGCAAUGUUCAAGAUCACUUGCGUCGCCGUGGGUGUGAAACAUACUAAUGCUGUUGGUUGUGUGGCAAUGAGUAAAAUAUCCGGCAAUUUUUGCGUCAGCGUGAGCCUGGACAAAUGUUUGAAAACGUGGAAAAUUCCCAAAACAUUCGCAGCGCCUGAUGGAGAAGAACUGCCACGUCUACAGUGCUCGCUUACUGAGUUGGCGCACGAGAAGGAUAUCAACUGCGUGUGUAUCUCACCGAACGAUCGGCUCGUAGCGACCGGCUCGCAGGACAAAACCGCCAAACUGUGGGACGUGAGCAACCUUGCAGUCGUUGGCGUGUUUCGGGGACAUCGGCGUGGUAUCUGGGCGGUAAAGUUUUCACCGGUUGAUCAAAUUUUGCUUACGAACGCGGCCGACUGUUGCAUUAAGCUCUGGUCGUUGACCGACAUGACCUGCCUGAAGUCACUCGAAGGUCACGACAGUUCGGUGCUCCGGGUAGAGUUCCUUUCCAACGGUAUGCAGCUUCUUUCGGCCGGUGCCGACGGUCUGCUGAAGCUCUGGUCGAUCAAAACCUCCGAGUGCGUACAAACGAUGGACAAACACGAUAGCCGCAUCUGGGCCUUGUGUGUGACACGAGAUGAGUCCGCUUUUUACAGUGGCGGUUCGGAUUCGAAGAUGAUCAAGUGGCACGACGUGACGGAAAGCAAGCGUAAAGAGGAGCUAGACCAACGCAAGCAGAUGCUACUGGAGGAGCAAGAGUUGAACAAUCUGUUGAGCGAGAAAAAGCUUCUCAAAGCACUCCGUCUUUCACUGAACCUUAACCGCCCGUUGAGCACACUGAAGAUUAUUAACGAAGUGAUUAAAUCGCAGGAACAGGCGGGGCUGGCUGACACAGUGCGAAAGCUGUCCAAUGAUCACAAGGAAACGUUGCUCGUGCACGCGGUCGAGUGGAACACCAACAGCCGCAAUUGCCGUCCGGCCCAGCUGGCGCUACACAUUCUGAUGCAGGAAAUUCUCGCCGGUCGGUUUGCAGUGAGCGAACUAAACAAACAUCUCGAAGCCUCACUGCCGUACACGGAGCGGCACUUUAAACGGCUCACCGGGUACAUGACGGAUCUUAAGUUUGUAGAGUUUUCGUUGCGCUGUAUGCAACCGUAUGCGUGCAAGAUGGAAUAGUUGAGAAAAAACGAGUAUAAAUAAACGAGAAUAAUAAAACAAAACUGCUUGUAAAAUACUUAAUCGCA